Macrosteles quadrilineatus (aster leafhopper) is the source of this 5219-nucleotide messenger RNA. RefSeq lists its product as uncharacterized. Gene Ontology annotation, cellular component: axonemal central apparatus. The transcript has a single exon. Bases 238 to 4878 code for a protein of 1546 amino acids. Gene Ontology annotation, biological process: epithelial cilium movement involved in extracellular fluid movement; axonemal central apparatus assembly. The record is from RefSeq and is a predicted model, not a curated record. Lineage: Eukaryota; Metazoa; Arthropoda; Insecta; Hemiptera; Cicadellidae.
AAAUAAGUAAUAUUGAAUUUCAAGCUGUAAACUCGACAGGUUAUUUGAAUUAAAAAAUAGCCUACAUUUUGUUAAAGACUUUUAAAUUGUGAUCUCUGACGAUUAAGAACCAUGUUUUAUUUAAGUGAGACUUUUCAAAUUUCCGGAUAAGAAAUCAGAGUAUUGUCCAACCAAAAAAUAAAAAGUUUGUGUUUAAAGAACAAUACAACUGGAUUUAAUUCAACAAAAACAAUCUACAUGUCAAGCUCGAAAAAUACUAAGUCAAGAAAACCAAGUUCAACAAAAAAACACCAUUCUCCUCCAUCUAGCAGCCAGAGGGGGAAAAAUAUAAAUACUUUUAAAAUUGAUGAAUUUAAAUCUAUUCUAAUUGAUGACGACUUAUGGCAGCCUUUGAUGUUGAGUGUGUUAGUGGAAAAUAAGGAGUUAAAUGAUAAAUUGCUAAUGCAAUUAAAUAACUUACCAGCCAACCUAACUGUCAUUACACCAAACGAUUUGAGCACAAACGAAAAAGAAACUCCUAAUAUAGGAAGUACGAAAAACUCCCAAAAACGCAACAGAUCAACUAGUGCAAGCAGUAGAAAAUCAAAAAGAACAGGGGAUACCAAAGUUAAAAACGGUGUCAAUCAAAAGGAAAAUAACGAUGAAGCAGAUUGUGGAAAUCCUGAUCUAAGAUAUAUUUUAUGUAAGAAGUACAUUUUGAAGUUAAGAAAUAGUGAUCUUGAAAAUGAAAAUAAAAGAAAUUAUAUAGAGAUGGAAAUGACCAAUGAAACAAAAAAUCGGGAAGGCAGGGAUUUUAGAAGUGGAGAAAAAACUUUAUUUCAAAGAUAUGUCAUUCUAUGGGGAUUUUAUGAUUCAAAUUUGAUCGAAACAUUUUCAGAUUUUAAUAUUCCAAUCAGUGCAAUAAUUGACAUAAAAGAAAAACCAUUGCCCGGAACAAAUGAAACAAUACCAGAGAUGGAAAAGAAACCUAAGAAAAAACAAAAACCACUAAAUCUUCAAAGCUCCGAAGAAUACUCAGUAUUCAUAGAAAGAUUUAAGGAAAAUAUCAAAGAUAAAACAUUUUUAGAAAGAUAUAAAGACCUACUAUUUCUGGAAUAUGACACAUAUACAGGAGAUGGGAAAAAGUCCUUUCCAUCAAGCUUCUUUUAUUUGUUGAAUGAAAUCAACAAAGCUAAGGGACAGUAUAAUCAUUACAAAAAAUGCUUGAAAAUACAAGAAAUUCCAGAAAUUCAGGGAACUCUUACUUUGGAUGAUGUUCCCUUAUACUCUACGAUGGUUUCUAUGGUUCCUCUUGAAUGCAUAACAAUACCUGUCAUCGUUCACUGCAUGCUGGAACAGGUAUGUUGGUGGGAUGAACAUAUUCUCCACACAGCAAACACUUGUGAAAAUAUAGAAGUUGCAAACAUUAGUGACGUGAUUUCAAGUAGUAGUGAUACAGAAAAAAAAUCAUCACACCCGAGUACAAACACAAUUAUUUCAGAAAACUCUUUUAAUAUUGAAACUACUGUUAAAAAUAUAACUCCGACUUUGAUUGACCAUAGAGAUGAAAUAACAAAUAUCACAUUUCACUGUCACCUACCAGAAAUUGACUUCCAAACCAUCACUAUGGAUAUGUUGUUAAAGUCUCCUGUUUACAAUUUGUGGCUGAAAUAUCCAAUAGCAUCCCCAUCUAGUUUAAAAUGGCACGAUUUCCAUUUGCAAAGGUUUAAAAAAUGUGCAGCAAACUGUUACUUUGAUGUGGAUAGCAUCUUUACAUUUUACUUGCAUCAGUCAAUAUUUAAUAUUUUUACUUCAAAGAAGGACAAGCUCUCCAUUAAGAAAGGUGCUGAUGUAGGCUUAUUCAAUUACGAAGAAAGUGAUUUUCAUUCAAAUAAACGAGAUGAAGAUAUGAAUGUGAAUCAAUUUGUUCAUGGAAUGCUAAGCAACGUUUUAUGUCAAGUUUCACAACGAUACUCCACCAACUUCUCUCAAUCAGCUGAUAGUUAUUCCAAGUCUAUAGAAUCAUUGGAAAAUGUGUCUUGUUACACUGAUUCCAUGUCCUCUAUAUCACCCGAAUGUUAUAAGAGAAAAACUCCAGAAUUUCUCAAAGGUAUAUCCUCACACGACAAGAUAGUUAACUACAGAAUCAAGAAACUCAACAAGUUGAAAUCUUUCCUCUUUUGUUCCGAAUUCACUGAUCUGUACGAAGAUUUAAAAAAAUAUUUAGAUAAUGACACAGAUUUUACUAAGACCUACGAGUUCGUAGAAUAUCUAAAAGUAAAUACUAUGUGUCAAAGCUUACAAAAUGCUUAUGAAAACUUUAUUGAUGCCAAUUAUUUUUACUUUCCAUUAACUGACACGCUUUUGUUAUGGUUUAAUAAUUCUGAGGACAAAGACCUUACAUGUUCUAGAAAAGUAAAAGGUGUACUUGAAACUCCAUUGGGUUUUCGGGAGUUUUACAAGUAUAAAAUUGGAGGGAGGUUAAAUUUUGAUGAUUUGCCAAAUGAAGACAGCGUCCCGAGUGAGCUGAAUACAAACAUGUCGAAAUCUGGUGAUUUAAGUGUUAACUCUGAGCAUACGUCAAGUAGAGAAAGUCCUAAAGACAAUUUCCCGAUAUUAUCAGUAGCCAAUUUAGGGCCAUUCAGGAUAGAGCAUAAUGAGCACAUUGAACAUUUCUGUUCUCCUGAUAGUACAAAGGUGAUGGUAAAGAGAACCAACAGUUUUUUUGACAAGAUGAAUGUUGCAGUAUCGAUAAACAAAAAUAACACUAGUUUGUCUUAUAGUUUUGUUCCUCAAUUGUUUACUCCAUUUGUAGACGUGUUAAUUAAGUUCCACAAUGAAAUAAGGGGUUUCAUUAGCCUGACAUGGUGUCUGGACACCCAAGAGGAAAGACAUUUGAAUUCUAUCACAUCUCCUCAGUCAAAACAAACCAAUUGUUUUUCAUUAAAUUGCGAUUUAAGUUUUACUUUACCUUCAGGACUACUGGUCGAGGUUGUUCAGACAAAAUCCGAAUUUGGACCAUUCUACGUACGUCAGAGGUACUUGAGUAAAGGUCUAACAUGUAGUCGAAUUUGGGACGAGACCCAUCGCUGCUACUUGAACAACGGGACAAUCCUUACAUUUUACUCAGAUGGUACAGUGUGUAUUCUCUACAGCAAUGGAACAACAGUCAAUUGUCUCUCAUUUGAAUGGGAAAAGAUUGUUUUAGAAAAAGUCUCACCAGAUGAAAAUUUGUUGAAAGGAAAUAGCCUUAAGGGUCAAGCCAAAAACAAUUCGAAGAACACGAUGACUGACAAGAGCACAAAGAAAAUUGGAAAAGGAAAAACCAAAGUUAAAAAAGAGGGAAAGAAAAUACCAGGAUUUAACAUGAAUGAAGACAGUUUAAAUAAAGCAAACGAGGACAGCAUGCAAGAAAUAUACGAGUGUAAAGUGACUCAGCAUUCUGUAGUUUCUUGGGAUGGUUCUUGUGAAGAAUUUAACCAACAUUUGAAUAAAAAAAGUUCUAAACUACAUGAUGUAAGAAUGGCUUUUGAACCGAUUAACCAAGAACUAUAUUUACAGCGUACCGAUGGAUUGUCUAGCUUAUUCAAACCUUAUCAACUCUCAGUUUUAUUUCCUGAUGGCUCUAAAAUAACAUCAUUGGCAUAUGAUGACAAGGAAAUCUGUGAAAACAGCAACUUUGCGACAGUGGGAAAUUUUGAAAAGGAAUAUAACAGAGUUGAUAAAAUAGGAAAUCAAACCCAAUCAAAUGGUUCAGAGUCCUUUGCAGACUCUUUAGAAGAGCAAAACCCUUCUAAUGACAGCAAAAGCCAAUAUAACCAAGACAAUUUAAACGAAGACAGUUUUGUUUAUGUGGAAACAUCAUACACAUUUGAACAUACAAACUAUGCUAGGGUUGAAUUUAAUAAUGCUGAAUAUAGAGUAAGAAUUGCAUUGCCAGGGAAUAUCUUGGUGCAUAUAGAAAAAAAUGGAUUGUUUACCAUAGAAUCAAAUGAAAAUGAGAAGAUAACAAUGACAGAUAACAACUUGAUUUUUGAAGCUCAAGUUUUGGAAAAUUCUAACAAACAAUCAAUUACAACUUUAUACUUCAAUAAUGCCAGCACUAUCCCAGUUGUAUCUUGUCAAACUGUAGAUAGUUUUUGCAAUGUCUUUUCAGUUAGCGAAAAGGGUUACACAAGCAUUGUGAAAAGUGAGGAUUGCAAAAAUUGUGUUUUUGAUUUAUCUGAUUGUACUCCUCUACACCCAGAAAAUUUUGAACGGUAUUUUGUAGUAAAAAGAGAUUUGUCAGGUUAUGAAAUGAUUCGAAGGUUAGAAAAUAACAAGAGUGCACAAAUGAUAAAGACUGCCCUAGUGAAAAAUAAUGAUGACUUGUUUACUUUAUAUUCUCAAAUUCCAGUUUUUAAAAACCAUUCUGAAAAAUAUUUAAUGAGUUAUGUAACAGAAAACAAUCAACCGACUUUAAUAAAAAGAAAAGAUUUACUUAAGCUAGAAGAAAUGCCCAAAAUUAUUUGGUUUUAUCCACAUCUCUCAAACAUUAAGAUGGGGAAUAUUGAUGAAAAUAUACUGAAUAAUAUACAUGUGAUAUCCCAGAAAACUAUACCGUCUCCUGUCGCAAUGACCAUAUACAAAUGUUUAAAAAUUAAAAAUAACUUUAAUGUAUCCUGUUGGUUUUCAAAAGCCAUAAAACAAUAUAAAAAAAUAGGUGAGGUUAAAAUAAAUCAAUAUUUUGAUCACUACCCAGAGGAAAUAAAGGAUGAAGAAGUCGAAACUGAGGGGGAACUUCAUAAAUUGCAUGUUCUUGGAUCAGAAAGUUAUUACUUGACAGACAAUGUACCAGAAAUGUCCUUUGAUGCAUUCAGUGAUAAAGAUCAAAUCAGUAUCUACAGUGUUUCAGAGUGAAAAUCAAAAUUCAAUAAACAAUCUGUGUUUUAUUCUGUCAAAAAAUAAGACCCCCCCCCAAGUAAACUACUCAUUGUAGCCUACUAAGAAUAAUUGUGAUAUCUGAUAUAACUUAACCAGUUUAGGAGUUAAAUAAACGAAAAUAGCUUAAUGUACAAUGUUUAAUAGUAUAUUUCUAAAAAUAUAUUUACAAGUACAAAAUUGUUACUAGGAUAAAUAGGUGUCUCCGUUGCAAUAUAAAAAAUAAAGGCACAACCCUAGGCUUUUGUGGCAGAUUUUUGUCAAGAAUAGUCUAAAUAUGUUAAAAAUACACAAUUACAGACCUAAUAUAAUAGGUUAUG